UCCGCCGUCCCUCAACCACUCUGUCUCUCUACUCCUUCCUUCUCCCCUGCCUCCAUAAAACCCCAGCCCUCAGAACCCCAAAAACACCACACACCGCACACUCACUGACAAUACAAUCAAACAGUAACCCUGCGCUUCUCGCCGUUUUCCACAGAUAAAAAUGGCGGGAAAGUCAAAUAGGGGGAGGAAUCGUAAAGGGUUGCAGCAAAGUGCUUUUAGUUCAUCGGAGCAGUCUGUCAAUUCAUCAGAGCACUCUGUCUCUUCUGAUGCUCCCUCAAAUGGUAGUUCCAGCGCCAUACACGCUAAUGGAGAUACGAGCUUGAACGAAUCCAAUGACACAAAGUCAGAGGUGAAAGACCAGGAUAAUGCAUCCAACCAGCAUCCGGCUAAACAAGCUGAUGUUCAUCUUUAUCCUGUCUCUGUGAAGACACAAGGAGGGGAGAAGCUCGAGCUGCAGUUGAGUCCUGGAGAUUCUGUAAUGGACGUGAGGCAGUUUCUUCUUGAUGCCCCAGAGACAUGUUAUUUUACUUGUUAUGAUCUGUUACUACACACAAAGGAUGGUUCAGUUCAUCAUCUAGAAGACUACAAUGAAAUAUCUGAAGUUGCUGAUAUUACGAGUGACAGCUGCUCUUUGGAGAUGAUUGCUGCAUUAUACGAUGAUCGGUCCAUCAGGGCUCAUGUUCACCGAACUAGAGAGUUGCUUUCUCUUUCAACAUUACAUUCCUCUUUGUCCACAAUGCUUGCCCUACAACAUGAAGCGGGGAAACCUGCUGCUGCAAAUACUGGAGAUGCUGCAAAAGCUGAAGUCCCAGAACUUGAUAAUUUGGGGUUUAUGGAGAAUGUUAGUGGCUCACUCACUAACUUAUUGUCGCCCUCAUCCAAAGAGAUUAAGUGUGUAGAAAGUAUUGUUUUCUCUUCAUUCAAUCCUCCUCCAAGCCACAGAAGGCUUUGUGGAGACUUGAUUUAUUUGGAUGUGGUAACACUGGAAGGAAAUAAAUAUUGUAUCACGGGCACAACAAAAGCCUUCUACGUUAACUCGAGCACAGGGAAUAUUCUUGAUCCAAGGCCACAUAAAGCUGCAUCAGAAGCAACAUCCCUUGUUGGACUUCUACAGAAAGUUAGCCCUAAGUUCAAGAAAGCUUUUCGUGAAAUAUUGGAGCGUAAGGCCUCUGCCCAUCCCUUCGAAAAUGUCCAAUCUCUGCUGCCACCAAAUUCAUGGCUGGGCUUAUAUCCUGUUCCUGAUCACAAGCGUGAUGCAGCCAGAGCAGAAAAUUCUUUGACUCUUUCCUUUGGAAGUGAGCUGAUUGGCAUGCAGAGAGAUUGGAAUGAAGAGUUGCAAUCCUGUCGGGAAUUCCCGCAUGCUACUCAUCAGGAAAGGAUCUUGAGAGAUAGGGCUCUAUACAAGGUAACUUCUGAUUUCGUUGAUGCAGCAACCAGUGGUGCUAUUGGAGUGAUAAGCAGAUGUAUUCUACCUAUAAAUCCAACUGAUCCUGAGUGCUUUCAUAUGUAUGUCCAUAACAACAUAUUCUUUAGUUUUGCUGUUGAUGCGGAGCUUGAGCAAUUGUCACGGAAGCAGGCAUCAGAAGAAAACUCUAAACUCCAGAGGACAGUCUCACCACAGAAUUAUUCAGAGAAGUCGGAGAAUAAUCUGCCACAAGGAGCUUCUGGAGUUUCAUAUAUGGAUAGAUCUGCUGUUCAAAAUUCGGAAAAUAUUGUUGGCACUGAGGCAUUAUCCCCUGAUGUGCCUGCGGAGGCUCAGUUGGCCGAAAGUGAGCAAGCCACAUAUGCAAGUGCAAACAAUGACUUGAAAGGCACCAAGGCAUACCAGGAAGUUGAUGUUCCUGGCUUAUACAAUCUUGCCAUGGCCAUAAUCGAUUAUAGAGGUCACAGAGUGGUAGCUCAGAGUGUGUUGCCAGGAAUUCUUCAGGGUGAUAAAUCGGAUUCCCUUCUCUAUGGUUCUGUCGACAACGGCAAGAAAAUUUGCUGGAGUGAAGAUUUUCAUUCCAAGGUACUGGAAGCUGCCAAACGUCUUCAUCUGAAAGAGCACAGUGUGCUAGAUGGAUCUGGUAAUGUUUUCAAGCUAGCUGCACCAGUUGAGUGCAAAGGCAUUGUCGGCAGUGAUGACAGGCAUUAUCUUUUGGAUUUGAUGAGAGUCACACCUCGCGAUGCAAACUAUACUGGAUCAGGCUCCAGAUUUUGCAUUUUGAGACCUGAACUAAUAUCUGCUUUUUGCCAUGCUGAAGCAGCUGAAAUGUCAAAGAACGAGUGUCAUCCAGAAGAACAGGAGAAUCCUGUUGUUUCUGAUUCUUCGAAUAUCAGUAGUGCUGAAGAAGUGGUGGAACCUGAUGCAAAUGUAGCAGCUAAUGUAGCAUCAACAACAAGUGAGACACAGUUACAGGACGCUGAGAAAGGUGAAAAGCAAAACUUGCAAGAAUAUGGUUCUCGCUCUAAGACAGAAGAUACAAGCAAAGAGAUCCUCUUCAAUCCUAAUGUUUUUACUGAAUUUAAGCUAGCUGGCAAUGAAGAGGAGAUCGCCACAGAUGAGGAAAAUGUGCGGAAAGCAAGUCUAUAUCUUAAAGAUGUUGUACUUCCUAAAUUCAUACAAGAUCUUUGUACCCUUGAAGUUUCACCAAUGGAUGGACAAACUCUGACUGAUGCACUCCAUGCACAUGGUAUUAAUGUUCGUUAUAUUGGAAAAGUUGCUGAAGGGACCAGACAUAUGCCUCACUUAUGGGAUCUUUGUUCCAAUGAGAUCAUUGUCAGAUCUGCUAAGCAUAUUAUUAAGGAUAUUCUAAGAGACACGGAAGAUCAUGAUCUUGGGCUUGCACUUUCACAUUUUUUCAACUGUUUCGUGGGAAAAGUUCAGGCUGUUUCUGUUAAAGGUGUUGCAAAUAAUUCACAUUCAAAAACCCAAAAAAAGGUUCAUUCAGGACAUCAUGUUUCUGGAAAGUCUUCCAAGGGACAAGAUAAGUUAAGAAAUGGGGGAUAUGUGAGGAAGAAGCAGUCCUUGUAUUUGAGUAUCACCUCUGAUAGUUUAUGGUCUGACAUUCAAGAAUUUGCAAAACUCAAAUACCAGUUUGAGUUGCCAGAGGAUGCAAGGCAGCGGGUGAAAAAAGUUUCAGUUAUACGAAAUCUUUGCCAAAAGGUUGGAAUCACCAUCGCUGCUCGCAAAUAUGAUUUUGAUGCUCUGGCACCUUUCCAAGUUUCAGAUAUAUUGAAUAUCCAACCAGUAGUGAAGCAUUCCAUUCCAGUUUGUUCGGAAGCAAAGGAUCUAGUUGAAACUGGAAAAGUUCAAUUAGCAGAGGGAAUGCUCAGUGAGGCAUACACGUUAUUUUCUGAAGCUUUCACAAUUCUCCAGCAGGUGACUGGUCCAAUGCAUCGAGAAGUUGCAAAUUGUUGCCGCUACUUGGCCAUGGUCUUGUAUCAUGCUGGAGAUAUGGCUGGAGCAAUAAUGCAACAGCACAAGGAGCUAAUCAUAAAUGAACGAUGCCUUGGACUCGAUCACCCUGACACAGCUCACAGCUAUGGGAAUAUGGCUCUGUUUUAUCAUGGUCUUAACCAGACGGAGCUGGCAUUGCGUCAUAUGUCACGUGCAUUACUCCUUUUAAGUUUAUCAUCCGGCCCAGAUCACCCUGAUGUUGCUGCUACUUUUAUAAAUGUUGCUAUGAUGUAUCAAGAUAUUGGAAAGAUGGAUACGGCCCUUCGAUAUUUGCAAGAAGCCUUGAAAAAGAAUGAAAGACUGCUGGGAGAGGAGCAUAUUCAAACUGCAGUUUGCUACCAUGCUUUGGCAAUUGCGUUUAACUGUAUGGGUGCCUUCAAGCUUUCUCACCAGCAUGAGAAGAAAACAUAUGAUAUUCUUGUAAAACAACUUGGAGAGGACGACUCCAGGACCAAGGAUUCUCAGAACUGGAUGAAGACAUUUAAGAUGCGCGAGUUGCAAGUCAAUGCACAAAAGCAGAAAGGUCAGGCUUUGAAUGCUGCUUCUGCACAAAAAGCUAUUGAUAUUCUGAAGGCUCAUCCAGACCUGAUACAAGCAUUUCAAGCUGCAGCAGUGGCCGGGAGCACUGGCGGUUCUGGUUCCUCAGCAAACAAAUCAUUUGGUGAAGCCCUUCCGAGAGGGAGAGGUGUCGAUGAAAGAGCAGCUCGAGCUGCUGCAGAAGUGCGGAAAAAAGCAGCAGCUAAGGGUCUCUUGAUACGGCCCCACGGUGUUCCUGUACAGGCUCUUCCACCACUUACCCAGCUCCUUAACAUCAUAAACUCGGGUAUGACUCCUGAUGCUGCAAAUGAGUCAACUGAAGGAGAGAAGCAAGAAACCAAUGGUCAUACUUCAAAUGGAGCGCCGGAUCCCGAAAAGGAUCAAGGCAAACCUGAUAAGCAAAAUCAGGCUCCAGUUGGAUUAGGACCAGGCUUGGCUUCUUUGGAUGCUAAGAAGUCGAAAACGAAAGCCAAAGCUACUUCUUGAAAUUCCAGCCACAGAGUCUUUCAAGCCCAUUUGGUUCUUUUUGGUAGGCGUAGGUGUUGGAUUUGGAAGAGUUUUGACAGCCUCAAUUGAAUGACAGGCCCUAGUGUUGCAUUCUGCCCUUGUGUGCAGUAACAUUGUAAUAUAUUCUUUCAAUAAAAUGUGAUCAUAAGAAUUUUGCUUUAGAGAGAAUUCCUCACUCAUGUACUCUGGUGUGAGGAUUAUUUGUAUUAUUAUUUUAGCAGCAGGCAACAGAAGAAAAUAUCUUCUGCUCUGACAUUGUCAUUAUCUGGGACCUUAGAUAAUUUUUUUGAAGUACUUAUUCUUCAGAGACUAUUACAUAA
Sesamum indicum (sesame) is the source of this 4803-nucleotide messenger RNA. It is a transcript of the gene NOXY38, whose product is annotated as tetratricopeptide repeat (TPR)-containing protein. Gene Ontology annotation, molecular function: protein binding. Gene Ontology annotation, cellular component: cytoplasm. Gene Ontology annotation, biological process: organelle organization. The record is from RefSeq and is a predicted model, not a curated record. NCBI's taxonomy places the organism in Eukaryota, Viridiplantae, Streptophyta, Magnoliopsida, Lamiales, Pedaliaceae.